AUGGAGGCUACAGAGACUACAAGUGAAGAAAAUUCAGUUUCUCAAAAUGAACAAGGUUUCUGGGAAACUGUGACAGGCCGUAAGCAUCGUUCUGAUGUGGAGAGAGACCCACGAAAACUAAAGAGAACCACUACUGCAGCACCUACAUCAACACACAACAGGUGGCUACGAACAAUCUCAGUAAUCCUGUUUUUAAACAAGCAGGACUUACUUGCCGAAAAAAUCAAGGCUGGUAAGUCUCGGUUGGAGGAUUAUUUUGAGGAAUUUGCUGGCUAUCAGACACCAGGAGAUGCGGCUCCUCCAUCGUCAGCUGAGGACCCAUCUGUAGUCAGGGCUAAGUACUUCAUACGUGAUGAAUUCCUGAGGAUCUCCACAGCGUCAGGAGAUGGUAAGCAUUACUGCUAUCCUCAUUUCACCUGUGCAGUUGACACAGAGAACAUAAGGCGUGUCUUCAAUGACUGCCGUGAUAUAAUCCAGCGGAUGCACCUUCGGCAAGUACUCCACAAAGCGCAGCGGAAUUACUCAGCAUAUGACCGCGAGCUUUUGGCCAACUACCAGAAGACGGAAAUCUCCACUCCUAUGCGAAUUAGGUGGAGGAAUUUCACCAGCCUAUUCUCUACAGAUAUUCCUUACGUAGCAGGAAUGAAGAAUAAUGAUGCCGACGCGUUAUCAAUAGUGGAAAAAUCGACGCUCCUGAUGGAAUGGCAGUCUUAA
Nezara viridula (southern green stink bug) is the source of this 714-nucleotide messenger RNA. The record is from the annotation of a GenBank genome assembly. Lineage: Eukaryota; Metazoa; Arthropoda; Insecta; Hemiptera; Pentatomidae.